CAGCUCAGAGUCACGUGAAACGUUUGACUGCAAACAUUUUAAUGCACCGCUUUCUGUCUUUUGACAGUGAAAUUAUUUGCUGUUCGUCUUAAAACUGCACUUUAAUCAGCUGGAAUCCUGUAAAAUCCAUCAUGGACGAGGACGGGCUGCCGAUAGUCGGCUCUGGAGUGGAUCUGACAAAGGUUCCUGCUAUACAACAGAGAAGAAUCGUUGCCUAUCUCAACCAGUUUGUUGUGCACACCGUCCGGUUCCUUAACCGCUUUUCCACAGUUUGUGAAGAGAAACUUGCAAACAUAUCUCUUCGCAUACAGCAGAUUGAGACCACCCUGUGCAUUUUGGAGGCCAAGUUGUCUUCCAUUCCUGGACUGGAGGAUGUAACAAUAGACGGACUCAGUCAGCAGCAAACUGCGCAGACCAAUGGACCCACUAUCGCCAGUCAGAGCCAGACAGAUGGUCCAGCAGCAGGGACGCUGCCUCCCCCAGAGCCGGCUCAAAGUUCACAGGAAGCUGCACCAACGCAAACAGCAGAAGCAGCUGUAAAUGAGAAUGUGAUGACAGUGGCCAAGGACCCACGUUAUGCCCGAUACCUGAAAAUGGUUCAAGUGGGGGUUCCACUGAUGGCCAUCAGGAAUAAAAUGGUCAUGGAUGGAUUGGAUCCCAGCUUGCUUGACACACCCGACGCUCCUGUGCCUGACGGAGUAAGAAGCGCAGAGGACCAGGAUGUUGCUGCUACGAGCUCUGACAGCGAAUCGUCUUUCAGCGACUGACGUCUUUCCUUCCUCCUCAUCAUUGCAAAGCUCCCUCUAAAGCUCAUUCAUCGCCAUCCGCACUUCUUCAGGCCUGAAGUUAGGAAGGUUGCAGAGCACCUGUACAGGAUUACCAUUGAGAAGGUGCCUGAAACAGUGAAAUCCAACCCAAGUGAUUGUAAUUUCAGUUUAAAACGCUGAAAUGUUUCUGCUGUCGGUCAGUCAGUGACCUCGAUUUUGAUACGUCAUUAGCAUUUUUGAUGAAUGAUUUUUCAUUUCAUAAAGGGGGGGAUCAUUUUUCCUCUCGAUCAUGUGAGCAGAAAUCCUCAGAAGAUCGAAGUAGCAAGUAGUUUUUGUAUAAAACCAGGUCAUAUCAUUUAGUGGUCGGAGGUUCACUGUGGUAGUUGGACCACUAUCAGCCUAAUGCCUUUAGGGGAUGCUACUCAUCUCUUGGUUGUUCUGUUUACUUUUGUAACAGGCUCCAGAUAACAGAAAAACAUAUGUAACGAAAAUGUUAAAUGUUCAAAAGGUACAUUGUCUUUAUUCUCCAGUCAAAUUAGCACUUGUAGCCGGCAUUCCAGAGAAAUUUGACAUUUCGUCUGCCACAGAAUGCUUGAAGUACCGACUUUCUGUCUAUUUUUUGAAACAGUUAAAAUAUGAAAAACGUCCAGACAGCAGCAAAACAGUUCAUCUCUCAUUAUAGGAUAUUGUGAACAAGUUGCAGUGGCUUAGGAGAGAACGGACACCCCUUUGCCUUUGUGUAGACUUUAUUGCAUCAUUCUGUAAAUUGCGUGUUGCUUUCAUUUCCUUGAAAUUGAAGCACAAUAACCCAGAAACACAAAGCAGAAACGUGUUUCAGGAAUUUUUUGGUUUUUUUUGCAAAAAUCUUCGAAUGAAAUCGGAAGAUGCUGCAUGAGUCUUGAUGUUAAAUACUAAAAUAAAUAAAAUCUUUAUAUGUUAUAAGUGAAAGACAAUAGAUAAUAAUAAAUCAAAAUGUAUUGCCCGGCUGUGCUUCAGGUUGCCCCUUUAACUAACAUUUCUCCAUUGACUUGUUUACUCCAUGAGUUGUAUUGUUUUGUCAGGAAUAACAGGGUUGUGGACACUAACGUCUCCUGUAUGAAGAAUCAUCAAACUUGCACUAAAAGGUGAACAUUCAUAAAUUAUCAUAAAAACUGCAGGA
Stegastes partitus (bicolor damselfish) is the source of this 1926-nucleotide messenger RNA. RefSeq names its product WASH complex subunit 3 (gene washc3). The coding region runs from base 132 to 767 and encodes 211 amino acids. The record is from RefSeq and is a predicted model, not a curated record. NCBI's taxonomy places the organism in Eukaryota, Metazoa, Chordata, Actinopteri, Pomacentridae. The transcript is spliced from 7 exons. Gene Ontology annotation, cellular component: WASH complex. Gene Ontology annotation, biological process: exocytosis; actin filament polymerization.